Messenger RNA from Rhizophagus irregularis DAOM 181602=DAOM 197198, 717 nucleotides. RefSeq lists its product as uncharacterized. Lineage: Eukaryota; Fungi; Glomeromycota; Glomeromycetes; Glomerales; Glomeraceae. Gene Ontology annotation, molecular function: cytosine C-5 DNA demethylase activity; ferrous iron binding. Gene Ontology annotation, biological process: DNA repair; DNA alkylation repair. The record is from RefSeq and is a predicted model, not a curated record.
AAUGUAGCAAACAAUGAAACGUCUCCAACAAUACGAAAGGGAAAAAGACUUUAACACGAACGAAACAAAAAAAAGGGUUAAAGCAAAUUCGCUUUCUACUUUUGUUCAACUUGAUAUACCUCAAGCAGAAGUUAUAUAUUAUUGCUCCAUAUUUUCACCAGAAGUAUGUUCUAAAUAUUAUCAAGAACUAAUUUCUCUCUCAUACUGGACGCGACCUACCUUUAAAGUAUUUGGUCGUCCCGUAAAAGCUGCUCGUCUAACUUGCUCUUUUGGUUCUGAUCCAAAUAAAGUUUACAAAUAUUCUGGAACCAUAGCUGGUGUUGACUCUAUUGAAUAUCCUCCUUCGAUCAAAGAAAUUAAAGAAAAAAUUGAAGAUAUUUUAAAUACUCAAUUUAAUUUUGUUUUGUUAAAUUGGUAUAAAGAUGGACAAGAUUCUAUUGGUGAACAUUCUGAUAAUGAAAAAGGUUUAGUAAAAUUUGGGGCUAUUGCUUGUGUUAGUUUAGGUGCUGAAAGAACUUUUAUAUUUAGGAAUAAAAAAAAUAAAAAAAUUACACAUAAAAUUUCUUUAGAAAAUGGUUCUUUGAUAAUUAUGAAGGGAACAACUCAACAAUACUGGAAACAUUCAAUUCCAAAAGAAAAAUUAGUCAAAGAAGGGAGAAUAAGUUUAACUUUUAGACAACUUGAAUGAAUAAACAUAUUCUUUUAUUUUGUUUUAAU